Molecule: messenger RNA, 1275 nt
Organism: Caenorhabditis sp. 36 PRJEB53466
Lineage: Eukaryota; Metazoa; Nematoda; Chromadorea; Rhabditida; Rhabditidae
Source: the annotation of a GenBank genome assembly
AUGGUGGCGUUCGCUGUCAUCAUCUCGGUGAUGAUGGUGGUCACCGGAUCCCUGAACACCAUCUGCGCCAAGUGGGCCGACAGCAUCAAGGCCGACGGCGUCCCGUUCAACCAUCCGUUCCUGCAGGCGACGUGCAUGUUCUUCGGAGAGUUCCUCUGUCUCGUUGUCUUCUUCUUGAUCUUCGGAUACAAGAGAUACGUCUGGAAUCGGUCUAAUGUGCAAGGUAGAGAAGGAAAACAGUAGACAGACUGGUCAGCGGUGUUAUUCAGGUGAAAGCGGCAGUAUCACAGAGAUUACCUCCGACGAGAAACCGACGCUUCCUCCGUUCAACCCGUUCCUCUUCUUCCCUCCGGCACUGUGCGAUAUUCUUGGAACCUCCAUCAUGUACAUCGGUCUCAAUCUGACCACUGCAUCGAGCUUCCAAAUGCUCCGAGGAGCCGUUAUCAUCUUCACAGGACUGCUUUCCGUCGGAAUGCUCAACGCCCAGAUCAAGCCAUUCAAGUGGUUCGGAAUGCUUUUCGUCAUGCUCGGUCUCGUCGUCGUCGGAGUCACCGACAUCUACUACGACAGCAAUCCGUUAGAUGACAAGAACGCCAUCAUCACCGGAAAUCUGCUCAUUAUCAUGGCGCAAAUAAUCGUUGCCAUUCAGAUGGUUUACGAGCAAAAGUAUCUGACCAAGUACGAUGUCCCCGCUCUUUUCGCCGUCGGAUUGGAAGGACUCUUCGGAAUGGUCACUCUCUCUUUCCUGAUGAUUCCGUUCUACUAUAUCCACGUGCCGAAGACAUUCUCGACCAACCCGGAAGGCCGUCUCGAGGACGUCUUCUAUGCCUGGCAGGAGAUCAAGGAGGAGCCCACCAUUGCUCUUGCCCUCUCUGGAACCGUCAUCUCGAUCGCAUUCUUCAACUUUGCCGGAGUGUCAGUCACGAAAGAGCUGUCCGCCACCACCAGAAUGGUCCUCGAUUCGAUCCGCACUCUCGUCAUCUGGGUUGUGUCCAUUCCAUUGUUCGGAGAGCAAUUCAUUGCUAUCCAGGUAUUGGCUUCCUGCGGCCGUUUCUUUAUAAAAUGCUCAUCUUUCAGCUCAUCGGAUUCGCCCUUCUCAUCCUCGGAACCCUCGUCUACAACGACGUUCUCAUCGGCCCAUGGUUCCGUCGCAACAUCCUCCCGAACCUCAGCUCGCACGCCAGUUGCGCCCGCUUCUGGCUGUGCGUCUGCGGCGGCGACGAAGAGCUCAUCGAAUACGAGCAGGACGAUCAGGAGCACCUUCUUGAGGCCUAA